AUGGCCUCCAACCCGCCUGGCAAAUGCUGCACCGUCGGUGUCAAGCACGAAGGUGCCCCCACCGGCAAGUUCAUCAAGGUUGGCGGCAAGCAUGACGGCUACCUGGCAACGCCUGCCCCCGAGAAGGCCCACAAGGACGCUGCCAUCCUCUACAUCCCGGACAUCUUCAGCAUCUGGCAGAACUCCCAGCUCCUGGCCGACCAAUAUGCCGCCAACGGCUACCUGUGCCUGAUCGUCGACCCCUUCAACGGCGACAAGUUCCCCGAACCUCGCCCCGAGGGCUUCGACAUUAUGAAGUGGUUCCAGGAGGGCACCAACGGCGACAGCCCCCACACCCCUGCGACUGUUGACCCUAUUGUUGUCGCCGGCAUCAAGACCCUGAAGGAGGAGUACGGUGCCAAGAAGAUUGGCUCGGUCGGGUACUGCUUCGGCGCAAAGUACCUCGUCCGCCACUACAAGGACGGCAUCGACGUCGGCUUUGUCGCGCACCCGUCUUUCGUCGGCGAGGACGAGCUCGCAGCCAUCACCGGUCCCCUGUCCAUCGCUGCCGCGGAGAUUGACGACAUCUUCCCCAACGAGAAGCGCUACAAGUCCGAGGAGAUCCUCAAAAACACCGGCCUCCCGUACCAGAUCAACUUGUACUCGGGAGUCGAGCACGGCUUCAGUGUCCGCUGCGACCUGUCGAAGAAGCACCAGCGGUUCGCAAAGGAGCAGGCCUUCUACCAGGCUGUCGCAUGGUUCGACAACUGGCUGCUGUAA
Phaeoacremonium minimum UCRPA7 is the source of this 759-nucleotide messenger RNA. RefSeq names its product putative dienelactone hydrolase protein. The transcript has 3 exons. Gene Ontology annotation, molecular function: hydrolase activity. Bases 1 to 759 code for a protein of 252 amino acids. The record is from RefSeq and is a predicted model, not a curated record. Lineage: Eukaryota; Fungi; Ascomycota; Sordariomycetes; Togniniales; Togniniaceae.